Messenger RNA from Sporisorium graminicola, 1116 nucleotides. RefSeq lists its product as uncharacterized. Bases 1 to 1116 code for a protein of 371 amino acids. The record is from RefSeq and is a predicted model, not a curated record. The transcript has a single exon. NCBI's taxonomy places the organism in Eukaryota, Fungi, Basidiomycota, Ustilaginomycetes, Ustilaginales, Ustilaginaceae.
AUGAUCGGCGUGUAUGCGCAGCAGCAGCAACAACACCUCGGCAACCUGAGCAGUCCAGCUGCGCCUCACCCUUUACUCGCACCGACACACCCUGGGAUCUCCUCUGGCGCAAACAUGGAUCUAUCUAAUCACUUUGAUUCAGGCGCUCAUCAUCAUCAUCAGCAGCAGCAGCAGCAGCAGCAGCAGUACCCGUACCAGCAACACUCGUCGCCUGCUGGACCAAGUGGCACAUCUCGAAAUAGCAAGAGCGAUGCAAAUCCUGCGAUGGGGGGAAGCCACUUUCUCCCCCACCAAGCCUUUUCUUCGCCUACCAACAAUGCAUAUCCCGAAUCGACGCUCGCCGCUGUAGAAGCCACUCGAGCACGCUUCUUUGCGCAGCAGUCUGGCGGUGGCAACACCAACCUCGGCAAUGGAAGUCGCUCCGCACCUCGCUCGCGACCCACGGUCACCGGAUCCACACUCAUCCCGCGCGCUUCCGCUACAGACGGUCGCCAACGCGCGCACAAAGCGCACGUCCUCUCCAGCUCAUCCUCCACCUCGUAUCGUCAAUCCUUCUUCGACCGCUGUCAGCGCGCAAUGGACAACUCGCGCGCCGCACAACGGCAUCAGCGCAUCACGGCGUUCCGCAAGGGAGCCGACGCAUUCACACGCGGCCUCUUUUCCGACGACAUGGAUGUCGAAGACGACGAUUCGAUGCCUGCGUCGUCUUCGCCCACGCCCAUGCCGCCGUCGAGUCAGGAACGAGAGGAAGACGACGAGCUGACGCGCCACCGCAUCAUUGCCGAAUACUCCAGGCUGAAACGCAUCUACGAGCUCAAGGGCCAUCUGGAGAUCGGGUGGAUCGAUCCGGAUCAGCUGAGCUGGCUCGAGAGCGAGGUGAAACAGCAGCAGCACGAGCAGCAGCAGCAGCAGCAGCAGCAAGAAGACGUCGAUCCGUACUGGUUGGCGGAUGACGAACAGCUCGAACAGCUGUGGAUCGAGUCCUUGCAGCUGUCUCAGCAACAGCAGCAGCCAGGAGGAGAAGGCGCAAGCGAGAUGGUCCAAGACGAGCAGGGUCGGGCCGACGAGUUUGACGAUGCGGCGUUCGAGGAGGAGCUGGCCAGGCUGCCUGUCUGA